UCUGUGCGGGCGGAGCUACUGCAGGAGUUUAUUGACACUGCAGAGUUUCACGAAACCACUUCCCUACACCGGCUACACAUUCAACACUUUCAAGAGCGCCAGAACUGGUUAUCAUAAUAUUCCUGUAGUGAAACUCUCUGGCAAAAUUCUGAAAAAAAAAAAAAAAAAAAAUGUCUGAGGUGUUUAUUUUCUUCUGUGUGUGUUCAUGGAGUCUGUAUGGAGUGUUUGGUGUUGAUGCCGUGAAGUCAGUGUCAGUGACUGAGGGAGAAUCUGUCACUCUAAACACUGAUACUGAAAUACAGACAGAUGAACUGAUAAUCUGGAAAACUGGACACAACGACAAUCUCAUAGCUACAAUCAAUGGAAAGGACAAUAAAACAGAUUUUCCUGAUGAGAGAUUCAGAGACAGACUUAAUCUGCAUCAAACUGGAUCUCUGACCAUCACACACACCAGAACCACAGACUCUGGACUUUAUAGAGUAUCCAGCACCAGAUCAGAGAAACCGCUCAACAUAUUCAAUCUUACCGUCAAUGCUCGUCUGCCUGUUCCUGUCAUCAGCAGAUACUUAUCUUCAUCAUCAUCAAAUUGUUCACUGUUGUGUUCAGCUGUGAAUGUGAGUGAUGCGACUCUCUCCUGGUAUAAAGGAAUGAGUGUAUUGUCCAGCAUCAGUGUGUGUGAUCUCAGCAUCAGUCUCUCUCUACCUCUGGAGGUGGAAUAUCAGGAUAAAAACACCUACAGCUGUGUGCUGAACAAUCCCAUCAGCAACCAGACCACACAUCUGGACAUCAACACACUCUGCCACACAUGUGCAGACUGCACCUGCUGUUGUGGUUUUACUGAAGCUGUGGUCCAAUUGGCUCUCUCUGCUCUGGUGGGCGUGGCUACUGUUGCAGUGCUGGUUUGUGAAUUCGGAUCAAAACCGUAGAAGAGUGAGCAAACACCAUUAAACUCUGGAGAUGUUCUUUAUCUGCUUUGAGUACAUAAUUGUCUUGAGGAAAUAUAUUAAUAAAAAUGUCAGUGAUUAUUAGUUAACCUUAGAUUCCAUUAAAAGAAAAUACAAAUAUUUUUUAAUUACAGUCAUGUUUUUAUAUUAUUUUUUACAAUACAUAUGUUCUAAACUAUCUUUGCAAAAAUAGUGAUCAAUGACAAUCGAUACAUAAUGAUCGUAUUCUUUUGUAUUAUUAUAAGCCUUGGAGUUUAAUUCAAGACACCA
Molecule: messenger RNA, 1214 nt
Organism: Pimephales promelas (fathead minnow)
Lineage: Eukaryota; Metazoa; Chordata; Actinopteri; Cypriniformes; Leuciscidae
Source: RefSeq, a predicted model, not a curated record